AUGCCUUCCACACCAGACCCCUUCGACGAUGUUCUCAAUCUCGAAGACAACUUUUACCAACGAGGCUACAACCAGGGCCUUGCCGACGGCGAAAGAGCAGGCCGCAUGGAAGGCCGCUCCUUCGGCAUGCAGCAGGGUUUCGACAAGUUUCUCGAGAGUGGGCGCCUAGCCAGCCGAGCCAUCGUAUGGGCCAACAGAAUACCGACCCAGGCGAAACAGAGCCAAGCAGAAGGGGGUGGGUGCUCGGAUACACAGGAGAGGAAAGCAUGUGCAUUGCCCUCGCUGCCAAACAAUGCCAGGCUAGAGAAGAAUGUGAGAAUGGUGUACUCCCUGGUGGAGCCGGAUACAUUAUCGACAGAAAACACAGAUGAGGCGGUCCAGGAUUUCGACGAUCGGGUCAAGAGGGCGCAGGGAAAGGCCAAGGUCGUGGAAAGGAUGGCUUCAUGA
This is a messenger RNA of Metarhizium acridum CQMa 102, 447 nucleotides long. RefSeq lists its product as uncharacterized. The record is from RefSeq and is a predicted model, not a curated record. NCBI's taxonomy places the organism in Eukaryota, Fungi, Ascomycota, Sordariomycetes, Hypocreales, Clavicipitaceae.